This is a messenger RNA of Anopheles aquasalis, 771 nucleotides long. Its product is annotated as platelet-derived growth factor receptor alpha-like. Gene Ontology annotation, molecular function: transmembrane receptor protein tyrosine kinase activity; ATP binding. Lineage: Eukaryota; Metazoa; Arthropoda; Insecta; Diptera; Culicidae. Gene Ontology annotation, biological process: cell surface receptor protein tyrosine kinase signaling pathway; protein phosphorylation; multicellular organism development. Gene Ontology annotation, cellular component: plasma membrane; signaling receptor complex. The record is from RefSeq and is a predicted model, not a curated record.
AUGGAUCCGAUCAGUCGACUUAAGGAUGAGAUAGUGUUAUCAGACAGGACCGACACAUCUACUGAGAUUCAGGAACGUUUGCUUCUUAACUCAGAUGAGCCAUCAGAACCUGAAACACCAUUACGUUCGCUAAAUACAACAGAUCUUAUUUGCUGGGCUGCCCAAGUUGCUAGUGGAAUGGAAUACUUGGCAUCGCGAAACGUUAUGCACGGUGACCUUGCAGCUCGAAACAUUCUGCUAUGUGAUGAAAAAGUUGUAAAGAUUUGCGAUUUUGGACUGGCACGAACUAUAUAUCGACAGAACGUUUACAAAAACAUGGGUAAAGCAAUCCUGCCAUUCAAAUGGCUGGCAUUAGAAUGUAUCGCGGACAAUGUAUUUACCAAGCGCUCGGAUGUUUGGUCGUACGGAAUAGUGCUUUGGGAGUUGUUUUCACUUGGUGAGAAUCCGUACCCAGGACUGGAGGCUAAUAACGAAUUGUACAGAAUGCUGCGAGACGGUUAUAGGAUGGAAAAACCACAAUUCGCCAAUCAGGAUAUUUACGAUAUUAUGCUUAAUUGCUGGGCAGAUGAUUCUCAUUCGCGGCCAUCGUUUAAAGAUCUCAGGUGCAGAUUCAAUGCCAUAAUGCCCGAGGAGAUGCUAGGUCGUUUAUUGCGAUUGAACGAGCCAUAUAUUGCAAUGAAUGCUGCAGCUUCAGCUCGUAUUCAUCAACAGCAGCAGCAUCAGCAGCCACCGGAGAACCGGGUACCAGUGGAGCAAGCAUUCCAACCAUAA